This is a messenger RNA of Knipowitschia caucasica, 1326 nucleotides long. Lineage: Eukaryota; Metazoa; Chordata; Actinopteri; Gobiiformes; Gobiidae. The record is from the annotation of a GenBank genome assembly.
AUGGAAAGGUCACCCUCUCGUCUGUCCUUCUCCAACGACAAAGAGCAAGAGGUGAAGUCAGAGGCAUUCCAAUCCGACUCACGCACUCCAUCUGAGAGCUCUGUGAAAACCUCACCUUCAAGAGGCGACCUUGAACAUGAGCAGUAUUCCACAGAGAAAGACGACAGCUCUGGAAACACCUCUCCUCCCCUCAAAAUUGAGGUGGACGAUGAUAUCGCACAGAAGGAAGAGAGUGGAGAAGCAGAAGAGCAAGAGGAAGCAGGCAAGGAAAGCAUUGAGAAGGAAGAGCCACAGACACUGUCUCCUCCACUUUCUGCUGAGGUUAGCGAAGAUCAGGAAGAAGAGAAGGAGGCCAAAAGUGCAGAGCUUCUUGAUGACUUUGCACCAGUCCAUUUAAACACAGCCACUGAUGUUUCCAGUAGAGAUACAGCUAUUGGUGACACUCCUCCUAAGCCUGAGUCUGCUAUGCCAGUCUUUUCCACGCUCAAUGACAAAGCUGCGCCUGCCCCAGCUCAUGCCAGAGAUCACAUGGAUCUCAGUGAUACUAAAAUGCUUGAACCAGACUCACCACAGCUGCCAGGGAAGUCCAUACUCCCCUCAGCCCCUUCAUGGGCAGACACCCCACCCUCACCUAAAAAGGGGGACGAGGACAUUGAGCCUGGUAUCAGCUGUGCCAGUGCUGUGACCCCCUCCACUAAACCAGAGCCUAUUGCUCCUACAGCUCAGCCCAGGACCUAUGGACGAAAGCAUGCCCGAGGCAGGAGAAGAAUACCCUCAGGGUCAGGGGUGAGGCGUCAGCCGAGUUUGGAGACAGAGAAAGAAAGGGAUUGUAAAACUAAAGAAGAGAGCACUUCAGAGCCCUCUGCUCAAGAGGGCAGUAGUCAGCAGCGGCAUCGUCGAUAUCGGAAGCCAGAGGGUUUGGAGUCCAUGCCCCGGAGAGGAGGCCUGCGAAGAGUCACUCUCAGAGAGCGGUUCAGGAGGAUCCAGCAGUUGAAAGCCUCUGGGACCAGUGAGCAGGAGGAGAGAGAGGACCGGCUCCAGAGACUUCAGCAAGAGGCAGAGACCAAGGAGCACUGGGCUCACGAGAACUGUGCCAUCUGGACCAGGGGCGUGGUGAUGGUAGCAGGAAGACUGUUUGGACUCAAAGAGGCAGCCAAAAGUUCAGCUCAAAUGAGUUGCUACAAGUGCCAGACUGUGGGUGCAUCCCUCAGCUGCUGCUGGAGAGGCUGUUCUAACAAAUACCACUAUGUCUGUGCCAAAGAGAUAGGCUGCACAUUCCAUGAGGAUGACUUCUCCAUCAAAUGUCCAAAACAUGAGGACCUGUAA